This is a messenger RNA of Myodes glareolus (Bank vole), 4823 nucleotides long. It is a transcript of the gene Trim35, whose product is annotated as tripartite motif containing 35. Gene Ontology annotation, molecular function: zinc ion binding; protein binding. Lineage: Eukaryota; Metazoa; Chordata; Mammalia; Rodentia; Cricetidae. The record is from RefSeq and is a predicted model, not a curated record.
CAGGACUCACCGUAGGCGAGGCGCGGACUCGGGCCAGGGCUCCGGGCUGGGCCAGGCCUGUUUCCUGUGUGACACACAUGCCCUCCAGGAGAGAAACCUUGAGACGUCAUCUGGAAUGAAAUGACAUUGUUUCUACAGCUCCCAGCUAUCCAAGGUGUUUGGUAACAUCCUUGAAAAGACUGUCAGGAAAGUCAGUUGGUCUCUGUUCUCAAGACUCUAUACACAGGAGUCGCCUUUCAUGCCAGCCCACCCCGCGAAAGAUAUUCCAUAGCGGAAGGCUACUAAAUUAUCAGAAAGAAGCAGGAACCGGCAGUUAGAGAACAUUCAGCUGUCAUUCUUGGCAAGAAUCCAGUGUGGAUUAAAAAAAAAAAAAAAGUCCCUGCGUAACCCAGACUGGCCUUGGGCUCCUGAUCCUCCUGCUUCAGGCUCUUAAGUGCUGAGAUUGCAAGCAUGUUCACCACGAUUUUCUCAUCCUGCCUUUAAUGGAGCUCUGAUGCCAGGAGCAUGCUCCCAUAUUUAUUCCUCUCAGGCGCCCUUUUCACGGAGACCACAGUUUUACGAACCGAACUCAUUUAUCUAACCACAAGCCAAGAAUCGCAACUUGUCAGGUCUUAAGGCUACCUCGAGACUGUGUUAAGUCGGACCAAAGUCAGUGAACGACCUAUGUGAUGGUUUUGACAAACCAUUCUCAGUGCUGCAAGACCCAGUCACUGCUUUGGAGCCGGGUUCGAGGACCUAAGGAGGUCUCGCACUGCGGUUGGGAACCAAGAUCCUCACCCGUGUACCUACGUGGAUUGCCCGGGAGGGAGCUGGGAGCGAUGAGCCGUGACCAGGGACAAGAGACCAAGGACUACACCUCUUCCGGGAGACCCCGCACAAACCGGAAGUGGGCAGGUCAGCUCCCUUAACGCGCUUUCGCCAUAGGUUGGAGUCGCGGUCGCUCUCCGCUUGUCGGGCUGGGACCACGCCCACAGGCUGGUCAAGAAGGAGCCGUCGGUGGUGACCACGGAGGCUGUUGCUCCUGCGAUGGAGCCGGGCCCCUCUGUGUCCCCUGGACCUUCUCGCUCCUUCAAAGAGGAGCUGCUGUGCGCUGUAUGCUACGACCCGUUCCGCGACGCGGUGACGCUGCGCUGCGGCCACAACUUUUGCCGCCGGUGUGUGAGCGGCUGCUGGGAGGUGCAGACGACGCCCUCGUGCCCAGUGUGCAAGGAACGAGCUGCUCCCGGGGAGCUGCGCACCAACCACACGCUCAACAACCUGGUGGAGACCCUGCUGCGGGAGGAAGCCGAGGGCGCGCGCUGGACAGGUCGCCGAUCCCCGCGCCCCUGCCGCACGCACCGCGCGCCUCUUACUCUCUUCUGUCUGGAGGACAAGGAGCUGCUAUGCUGCGCCUGCCAGGCUGAUGCCCGGCACCAGGAGCAUCGCGUGCAGCCCAUCAAGGACACUGCACAGGACUUUCGGGCCAAGUGUAAGAACAUGGAGCAUGUGCUUCGAGAGAAAGCCAAGGCCUUUUGGUCCCUGAGGCGUACCUUUGAGGCCAUCGCCAAACACAAUGAGGUACAGACGACUUGGCUGGAAGGCCGCAUCCGGGAUGAGUUUGACAAGCUCCGAGAUUUCCUGAGGGUGGAGGAACAGGCCACUUUGGAUGCCAUGAAGGAAGAGAGCAGAAAGAAGCACCUGCUGGCCGAGGAGAAGAUGAAACAGCUGGCGGAACAGACCGAGGCCCUGGCUCGUGAGAUUGAGCGCCUGCAGAUGGAGAUGAAAGAGGAUGACAUGACCUUCCUCAUGAAACACAAGAGCCGAAAACGCCGACUCUUUUGCACUGUAGAGCCAGCUCCUCUCCAGCCUGGCUUGCUGAUGGAUGCGUGCAAGUAUCUGGAGUCCCUGCAGUACCGUGUCUGGAAGAAGAUGCUUGGGUCUGUUGAAUCUGUGCCCUUCAGCUUGGAUCCCAAUACAGCUGCCGGCUGGCUCAAAGUGGCUGAUGACCUCACGAGUGUCAUCAACCAUGGCUACCGCGUGCAGGUGGAGAAUCCAGAGCGCUUCUCCUCGGCGCCCUGCUUGCUGGGCUCUCAAGUGUUCUCGAAGGGCUCCCACUCUUGGGAGGUGGAUGUGGGUGGCCUACCGAGCUGGCGGGUGGGUGUGGUGAGGGUGCAGGCACACGUACAGACGCAGGCACAGGCUGAUGGGGGCGGCGAGGGCCACUCACACAGCUGCUACCACGACACCCGUUCCGGCUUCUGGUACCUCUGCCGCACGCAGGGUGUGGACGGAGACCACUGCAUGACUUCAGACACAGCCACAGCCCCUCUUGUCCAGGCCAUGCCACGCCGGCUGCGUGUGGAACUGGAGUGUGAGGAGGGUGAGCUGUCCUUCUAUGACUCUGAGCGCCACUGCCACCUGUACACCUUCCAUGCCCACUUUGGGGAAGUGAGGCCCUACUUCUACCUGGGGUCCUCUCGGGGUGAUGGGCCCCCAGAGCCUCUGCGCAUCUGCCAUCUGCGUGUCUCCAUCAAGGAAGAGCUGGACAUCUGAGCUGCCGGAGUCUGUGGACACUGGACUGGGGACCUCUUUUGUCCCAGUGUCCUCUGGUAGCCCACUAGUGACACUCAUGCAACAUCCUGUAUCCUGUUGUCUUUUCUGUGACUCCCUGUCCCCCGGUGCCUCUGUCUUUGUUUUUGGUCCCUUUCCUGCCCCAAAGUUAAAAGUCAUCCCGGAGAUAUGCUUGGUGAGCUAGGCACCACCUACAGAGUUGUGGCACCAUUGGGAUGUGGGUUUUCUGACUCUGUUUUCUUGUAGAAUGGGCGUUUUAAAUAUGGGUGGCCGUUUUUAGAGAUGAUUAGGCCACCUGUCAGAGAUGCUUUGAGUCAGUUUGUCACAUUUCCCAGGAGGAAAGCCUUGUCAGGCCACACACACACACACACACACACACACACACCCUAGGAUUGGUCGAGAGGAGUGGACAGAGCCUUCACCCAGACUUUCCUACCCCAGAAGGACAAGCUAGGCAUUGGCCAGCCUAAGUGGACAGUGUGGCUUUUGGCAGUUGGUCUGAGGCCCAGGAGUUUCCGUUUGCCCAACACUGACUGCGAUGGGUAGGGCAGGAGAGUCCUGGCCUGCUCUGUGGGACACUCUGGAGUACAGCUCAGUUAGUGGCCGUCACAGCAUAGGCAGCUGUAAGCUCUUGGCAGUGGUUAAGGAUUGACCAGUUUCUAGUCAGUGGCAUGGAGGCCAAAGCACCAGAAUGCAGUGAGAAGGCAGUCGGUACUGGCUGGGCCAGGAUCCCAAGCUCUGCUCCUCAGUCUCAGGCGGAGCUUCCAGUUGACAUGGAAUUGACCCUGAUUCAUGCUUUGAAAGUUUCCCCUGAAAUUGUCCAAGGUUUCUAAAAUACAUGAAAGCAAGGAAGGAAGGAAGGAAGGAAAGAAGAAAGGAAGAGAGAGAGAGAGAACUGUUUUUGCCCUCUCUCUGGGCCUCAGUUUCCAUAUCUGUGAAUUAGCUGUAGUCUUGAAAAUCAUGGAGGAAGUUCUGAGAAGGGGCCUGGCGGAGGCGGGGGUACUGUGUCUGCAGCCUGACCCUGGAAUCCAGAGAGUCCUGGCCCUAUCUGCCCUUCUCGUCAUUGACUUCAGUCCACUUGUUCUUGCUCUGCUCUCUGCCAAGUUUCACCCCAACUUCUCCUUUGUGUGCACCUCUCCAUUUUCUUUCUCAGUCUUGACUAUAGAUGGCGUCUGAUUGCCAGCCACCAAGUCCCAAGUGGUGUUGUAAAGACACAUGUCUUCCCGGGUGUACUGUCACAGUCGGACAUGUUACUGACCUAGGACCUGGCAUCCCAGUUUCAGCCUGCACCCCGCGUUACAUAAGUCUGAUGUUCUAAACCAUGCCGCUCACCCACUAAUUGGCUAUAAAUAGGUCAUAUACAUUGCUUAUCUAACAAGUGGGGCCUCGGAAGAAACCCUGUAGUGCAGGCCAGGCUGGAAGCAGGAACAGCGCUGGCAAACCAUUACCUUGUGGCAGAUGCUUAGGCACUUUGGGAUCCAAGUAGGUGUGAAAGGGUACGCCCUUGGUGCGGGGCAUCUAGUUUAUGUGUGAGAAGCUUUUUCUAAAAUCACUGUUACAAUGAGCUUUUUAUUUUCACUUUAAUUCUUUUUAAAUAGGGAAAUUUCAGUGACCUAGACUCUUUUAGAAAUAUUUAACUUGACCCACAAUGGACAUUGUUUUCUUUCAGUGCUUUUGUAAGCACAAAUUCCUAUUGUACCUCACUUGUACGUGACCUGAUGCUCUUCAUUGUAAGAUUUCAUGGUGUGCAGUGUGCAGUGAGUGUCCCGUUUAGUUUGUUACAGCUUUUUUUUUUUUUAGCUAUUAUGAGUAUAGCUGUUAUAAAAUUUGUGUGCAAGUUUUGUGUGGACUUUUUAUUUUGUUUUUUAUUUUUUUAAUUCUCUGUCAUAUACCUCAGAGUCUGUUUUCCAGGUCAUAUGAUAAUUGUAUUAAGCCCUUUGAGGACUUGCCAAACUGUUUUCUAAGAGAGCCCAACCGUUUUCUACUCCCACUGGCAGCAGGUGAGGGCUGGGUUGUUACAUAUUCUUGCCAGCACUGUACCCUCUAACUUAGCUGUCCUAGUGAGGAAGAAGUGUGUCUCAUUUGGCCUUUAGUUGCCAUCCCUGACGGCUAAAAUGGAGCAUCUUUCUUGUGUUUGCUGUGUAUCUACCUAAGAGACUUAAGCCUUUGCCCAUUGGGUUGUCUGUCCUUUCAUUAUGAAGUUUUACGAGUUUGUUAUGCAUUCUAGAUAAAAGUUCUCUGUUAAAUAAAUUAGUUAUAAAACUUUCCUCCUA